UUCGUGUUUGCAGCGUCGGCGGCGGGAGAGACGGUGAGGGGCAGGAGACUCGGGGCGGUUGGAAGCCGUGUCCUCGGCCCCCGGGACGGAUGAAGCUCCCUCUUCUUGCCGUGUUUGCUCUGGUGUCUGUGGCUCACUGCGAGGAUGGUGCCAGGCUCCUGGCCUCCAAAUCCCUGUUAAACAGAUAUGCAGUGGAGGGCAAGGACUUGACUUUGCAGUACAACAUCUACAACGUUGGCUCCAGUGCUGCCCUAGACGUGGAGCUGUCGGAUGAUUCCUUCCCCCCAGAAGAUUUUGGCAUCAUCUCUGGCAUGCUCAGCGUCAAGUGGGACAGAAUUGCUCCAGCAAGCAAUGUGUCCCACACUGUGGUUCUACGGCCUCUCAAGGCUGGGUACUUCAACUUCACCUCUGCCACCAUCACAUACCUGGCACAGGAGGGUGCCCAGAUGGUGGUUGGCUUCACCAGUGCUCCUGGGCAGGGAGGAAUCCUGGCUCAGCGUGAUUUCGACAGGAGGUUCUCCCCUCACUUCCUGGACUGGGCAGCAUUUGGCAUGAUGACCCUGCCUUCCAUUGGGAUUCCCCUGCUGCUCUGGUACUCGAGCAAGAGGAAGUAUGACACCCCCAAGAGCAAAAAGAACUGAGCAGAGUCCAGUGCUAGCAGCAGCAGCCCAGAGCUCGGGAAAGGACACCCCCGAACCCCCAAGAACAGCGGCUGGGUCGGGAUCCAUCCCCCGCCAGGUGCUGCCUGCGUGGUGCUUCAGCCCUCUUGGCAAAGGAUUCGGUGGCUGCAGCAGCAGCUGUGAGGUGUCCUCUGUGUUCGAAUGGAGAAACAAGCAAACAGAAAAAAGAACAACCAGAAGUCCCAAACUGCCUUGUCCAACCCCUUUGGAGGCAGAACCCCUCUCUCCUCUGCAGCUGCAGCAAUCCAAGCAGCGAAGCAUGUUAGUGCCCAGAGGGGCCUGUCUGUGGGGCUCUGCCCCCUGUGCUGCCUCCAGCUCCCAUUUGCCUGCUGCAGUUUUCUGCAGGGUGUCAUAUCUCAGGGUCCCCUCCAGGUGCUGCCUGCCCUGUGGGACGGAGAUUGCUCUGGUGAUGCCACAAACCUGAUUUGAUAGAAGAUGUCGUAGCUGCUGCCUUGUCCUGUUGAUGCUGUUCUCUGACCCACCAGCCUGCCCAGGUCCAUGGUGGGCUUGUAAAGCCAUGAGGGUGGAGUGCAGGGAGGAGGAUGAGGGUUAAAUUCCUCAAGAAUCAGGUGCACAGGCUGGGAAACUCUCUGUGCACUGGGGAUGCUCUGCUUAACUACACCCACUCACAGCCACCUCCCCAUGACAGGCUGCAGCUUUCUGCUGACAGUGGAUCAGGACAUGUUCUCUGCCAUCAGCUCGUUUCCUGUGCCUUUCUCUGACCCUCUGUCCCUUGGGAUGACACUGAACCACCCGGGACACAAAAUGGCCGUUGGUGGCUGAGGAGGGCUAAGGGCCCUGCUAAGAGGGGACACUGGAGUCCAGGGCACGGGCUCAGUCGGUUCCAGCAGCAGCUGGAUCCAGCAUUCCCAGUCUGCAGUAGGGGACUUUGCUGAGGCACAGAGCCAAGGGUGGGGAGCUGAAUCACAGCAACCUCACCAAGCCUUGCUGUGUCUUCAGCCAUUACAAGGCCUUGGGGGGCUGGGGGGCUCCCCCUUCUUAUUUUCCAUAAUUCCCAGGCCUGGUGGACAUGCAGUAUUGUCCCUCAAAUUCUUGUGGCUGUGUCAGGGGUCUUCCCACUGCAAGACUGAAGUCCUCAUGUUUGCAGAGAACCCUUUUGGAAUUUUUCUGCCAGUCCUGGCAGCACAGUGUCACCAUGUCCCCCUCCAGCAGUGCCUGUAGCAGCCUCUGCAGCACCAGCCAGUCUGAGGGACAUGGGACCUGUCAUACCUGAUGUGACCAGUGACCACCCAUUGGAUAACAUCCAGCACAUGGAUGCUCUGGGAUGUCCCCAGAGCAGGGGUCAGGCUCUGGUCACACCAGGGGGAUGACCCAUGAAGCUGAGCCUACCCAGAACCCUCAGGGUCCCCACGGGUGCCAGGCUGGGGACACAAAUGCCCAUCUGAGACUCUCACAGGGGGGCUGACCACUGCCAGGUCUGUCACACAUGUAGGUGCCACUCUCAGUGACAGUGAAGUUGCCAUGUCCCUCCUGCCCCCAGCACCACCCGUCCUUGUACUAGGCGGUGGCACCAGUGAGCCCUGGCAGGUCAGUGUCACCCGGUCCCACAGCACCACUAGCCUCCAGGGGGUCUCCACGAGAAGCUGGGUGGUCUGGGCGCCUGUGGGUGACAAGGGACACCAGUCUGCCAGGGCUGGUGUGGGGCUGGGGACAGUGGGAUGGGGACAUGGCAUCCCCUGAGCACUCACCAGCGAGGCCGAGGGUCUGGGCUGGAAGGGAGAAGGGACAGGGCUGGGUGCGGGUGAAACUGCAGGUACAGAGGCAGAAGGGCAUGGGGUGUGGGGGCUGUCCACAGUCUGUCCUUGUGUGGCAUGGACCCCUUGGAGACAGGGACACUGUGGCCACCCCAUAGUGAGGCAGGGCACAGGGACGCUGUAGACACCCCCGAAAUGGCAAUACCAUGACCACGCUGUACUGUCACAGGUCACCCCCACCAGCCCCCUGAUGCCUCCCUGAAUCCUUGUCCCACCAUUAAGGUCCCCACCUUCCUGCCCCUAUGACCCCGGUCACCUCACCUCCUUGUCCCCACAACACUUUCUUUUUCCUGGACAAGAAGGAAGAGGCUGUUUGUGCUGAGAGUCAGAUGGGAAAGGGGAGCAGACUCUGUCCUGGAGGGCACAUCCAGGGGGGUCCUGUCCUGGGUUCACCUGGGGGAAACCAGUCCAGGGGGUGACACAUCAUGGCAUGGGGGGUCCUGUCCCUAGAAGUGGCGGUGCCACCUGUUGAAGAGGUGGCACAUCUUCGGGACCCCUGUCUAUCCAAGUGUGGGGCCCAGCCAUGGCCCAGCCCCACUGCACAGGGAUGGCCAUUGCCCAGCCCUGCUCUGCCCAGCCCCAGGUGGUAGCCACCACCUGAGGGUCUCCCCUGCCCGCUUGGCUUUGAUUCUGGCAGCUUUAGAGCUGCUGCAGAGGUGAGAAUUCUGUGGGUGGAAAAAGGCCUGGCUGUGGUUUGCUCAGCCCUGCAAGAAGCACAAAGCCCAAAGGGAGCCCAAGCAGUGGCUCUGUGAGGGCCUUUGAUGGUUUUCAGAGCAGGGCUGGCUGGAAACCCGCCAUGCAAGGGCAGCUGUGAGGGAACCAGUCUGGAAAUGCAGCAAUUGAUUCCUCUUGGUAAGGGACUGCGAGAACAACAAAACUACUGAAAUCCCACAACAAUCUGCUCAACAACCUGACCUGGACCCUCCUUCUCCUUCCUGCUGGAUGCCCCACACCCACCACAGCCCCUGUCUCACUGCCCUCUGCAUCUGGAUGGGGAGAGAAAAUUGAACAAAAGGUUCCUGGUUUGAGACAAGGACCAGGAGAGAUCACUCAUCAAAUCCUGUCACGGGAGAUGCAGGCUCAGAAUUAGCAACAUGAAUUGAAUAUUUACUGACCAAAUCAGAGCAGGAUAAGGAGAAGUCAAAUAAACCCUUCAAAAUACCUUCCCCCCACCCCAAACUCCUUCCUGGGCUCGCUCUCCUCCCUCCAGCGGUGCAGGGAGAUGGGAAGGGGGGCCCCGGGCAGUUCAGCACAGGUUGUUUUCUGCUGCUGCUCAGGCAGAGUAGUUGCAGUCCUUGCCUCCUCCACCAGACUGGGGUCCCUGCCUUCCACGGGAGUCUCUUCUCCAGCGAUUUCUCCAGCGGGAGUCCUUCCUGCGGGCUGCGGCUCUGCCCCAGCUGCUCCAGGCUGAGGCCCUUCCUUGCCCAGGCUCAGUGCCCCAGGAACUGCUCAAGCAGGGGCUGCCCACGGGCUCACAGCUCCCUUCAGGCAUCCUCUGCUCGGACAGGGGCUCCUGCAGGGCUGCAGGGGGGUGUCUGCUCCCUGGGGACCCCCACAGGCUUUGGGCGAAUCUCUGGAGACCUUCAUGCCGCUCCUUCCUUCCUACAGGGCUGUUCCUCUCGCAGCCUCGGAGUGAAAACCCCGUGUCGUGGGUUUACAGGAAGCAGGUUUUCUGGGAAUGGAGUGGCCAGAGGCCAAUAGGUGUUCAGAUUUUAAAUUGACACCAGGCUUGGCCACUGA
Camarhynchus parvulus is the source of this 4195-nucleotide messenger RNA. Its product is annotated as translocon-associated protein subunit beta-like. The record is from RefSeq and is a predicted model, not a curated record. The coding region runs from base 90 to 641 and encodes 183 amino acids. Gene Ontology annotation, cellular component: endoplasmic reticulum; membrane. The transcript has 6 exons. Lineage: Eukaryota; Metazoa; Chordata; Aves; Passeriformes; Thraupidae.